This is a messenger RNA of Aethina tumida (small hive beetle), 2788 nucleotides long. Its product is annotated as anillin-like. The transcript has a single exon. Lineage: Eukaryota; Metazoa; Arthropoda; Insecta; Coleoptera; Nitidulidae. The coding region runs from base 86 to 2578 and encodes 830 amino acids. Gene Ontology annotation, biological process: actomyosin contractile ring assembly; mitotic cytokinesis; septin ring organization. The record is from RefSeq and is a predicted model, not a curated record. Gene Ontology annotation, cellular component: actomyosin contractile ring.
UCGAACUACCAGCUACAAUAAUUAUUCUAGGCAGCCAAUUCAGAAACCUAGUUCCUCAGUUAGUACUGCGAGAAAUUCUAAAGAGAUGGGAAAUGAAAAAGGUGGCCAUAAAGCCAUUAAUAUUGGUGAGGUUAAUGUCAGAUUUGCCAAUAUUCACUCAAACUUUGAGAAGAAGGGUACGACAACACCUGUUAAACCAACAUCAACGAAACCAACAGAAAUAAAAAAUAAAAAUCCAGUGAUAGUAAGUACUGAUAAGACAGUUAAAGAUCCAGUAUUCAUGUCAGUAUUGGAAAGGAAGGCACUCUUUGAGAAGAAAUCUGAAGCUACUAUUAGAAAUAAGCAAGACAAAAUAAAGUCCUCACAUAUUAAAGAAAAUACUUGUACUAAUCCAAGUUUUUUACAAAAUACAGAACCAAAAUCAGAGACUGUUGCUGGCAAAUUGGUUAAUAUUUUAAAAGCUCAAAGUACUAUUUCUGAAACUGAAAUAGUUUCAAGUAUCAAGGAGCAAAGACAAAAAGAGAUGGAGAUGUUACUCAAUAGGUUUAACAAAAACAAGGGCAAUAAGGACGAUAAACCCAUACCAAAAGAAGUUGUUUCAAAAGAAGAGCUACCUUUACAAGAAAUUAUCAAAGAAAAGGAUCAUCAAAGAAGCAUUGAGAAACCUUUGAGUAUUCCUUCAGACAGUCACCCAUUAACACGCGACAUAAAUUUUAAUGAGGACUUAAAGCACAUUAAAGAUAAUCAAUUGGAUUAUCCGAUUGAUAGUACUACACAGGUCAAGAACAACAUGGACAAGAACCCUUUACCAAACGAAGAUAAGUCAAAACAAACACAUUUGCCUAUAAAAGAAGAUAAUGAUAUAAGUAUGGAAAAACGUGGCAGUACUCACUCAAUAGUACCAGAGAUGAAUUGUGAUAAAAACUUAAAACAGAUUCAAGAAAAUCAAUUUGAUUUUCCAAUAAGUAGUCCUGCACUACCUUUAAACUCCUCAGAAAGUAAUGGUGUGGAAAUUGUUUAUCAAAUAACUUCUCAUAAAAGACCCCACAGUAACAACUUCACCGUAAGCAUAGUUUCAAACAUUUUAAACGAAGUUUUAGAUAAAAUGGAAGAAAAUCCUAAUGGAGCAACUCCAUCGAAGCAAGGCAGGGUAUCUGAAGAUAAUGACGUUGUAACUCCCACUCGUUUAUGUGACUCCGAAGAAUCAACGCCAAAAAGUGUAAUUUCCCCCAUAACUUUACCUUUUAACAGUCUGUCGGGUAAGCUCAAGAGAAAACAAAGUAUGGACAACGCAGAAGGUGAGAAAAGGAUACUUUUGAAGCACACCGUAAGUUUAUAUAGGAAGCAACAGGCUCAGAUGACGAAACCUUUGGUGAAACAAACACGACAACCUUGGCGUCACCAAGUGUCAAUAGAUAAUGGUGACGAAUCAGCAGAUCUAGUCAAGAAGGCUCAAGAACUUAACGAAGAGGUCAAUAGGCAACAGACGAUUAUAGCUCAAACUAGUCAGGCUCUAGAUUUGUGCACUAGUACCCCCGAAUUCGUCGGGUCUUUGGAGCAGGUGGAGGCUGAGAAGGUGUUGUUGGUGGCUACCCACAGGCAUCAGGCAGCUCUACAGGAGGCUCAAAGAAUACAAGUUGAUGGUACUACAAAAUCCAACAAUGGGCUCUCGCAGAGUUUACCUCUAGAAAAGGGUACUCUGACGAUUUCAAACAUUAGAUUACCCCUCAAGCAACAGUAUUUAAAAGCUUUAGCAGCUGUCGGUGGUAAUGGCUUUCAUUUUAUAUGUUUAGUAAAAUGUGCGGAGCAGGUCGUGCCAACAAAAUUGACCACAACAACUGAAAACUAUUUGUGCAUUCCUGAUAUAAUUACACUGAGCAACAUAUACAGUGACUUCAUCGUGAGGUUUGAAGUGUACGGUUUGGAGACAAAAAAGGAGUCGACUCAGGAUGCGAAGCAUCACGUUAACAGAAAAAGUACCAAUAAACUGGCAACUCAAAGUAACACCGACACAGCUCUUUCAACUGUUAAGGCCAGUUCAUUCAUGUUGUUGGGUUACGUCAUGUUUUCCGUGCAAACCAGCAAUAAGACCCACUGGGUACUAAACAACUGCCCAUUAUUGAGCCCUUUGGAGGGUUAUGUCGACAUGAACAUUAACUGUGAGUUGGAAAUUUCGGUGAAGCACAAAGGCUUCCUGACCAUGUUCGAAGACAUCGGUGGCUUUGGGGCUUGGCACAGAAGGUGGUGUUCGUUGAAGGGUUUCACGUUGAGUUAUUGGAAGUAUCCUGACGACGAAGGAGUAAUGGCACCCAUUGCUUGUAUUUGUUUAAAGCAGUGUGUUACUGAAAAUGUGGCACCUGUUAGUACGGACAUUUGCACUCGACUACAUACUUUCCUGCUGGAAAUUGAGAGGGAUGCGUAUCCGGAGGACAAAGUCACUUUAGUGAUGCAGCGAAAAGGGGACAAGACAAUAAUAAAGCAUUUAUUAUCGGCUGAUACAAAGGAAGAGAGGAUAAAGUGGUGUCAGAAGUUUAACUCAGCUUUGACAGCUACAAGAAUGUGGGGAAUUAGAGAUUAAUUUUAAGGGUUAUUUAUCAUCCUAUUUAUUUUAUUGCAUAAGCAAAUAUGUAUACUUUUAGAUAUAAUAUUUUUUUAUCAUUUAUAUACUCACAUAUUUAUAUUUAUAUCUUAUAUUGUAAACAAUAAUUUAAUGCUGAAUAAAUUGAAUAUUUGUUGCAUUCACUGAAAUCAACCCAAUCAAUCAAAUUAAAAUAAAAAUUUUAAUUUA